AGAAAAAAUAAAUAAUUAAAAAUAGUUGAUAAAAAAAACUUGAACUUGGACUCAAUGGCCCAAAGGAAAAAAAAAGUGAGAAUUGAAUCUGAUUUCUUAAUCGGCCCAAAUGGCCCAAGAGAGAUCUGAUGUGGGCUGGAUCCGAAAAAAUGACCCAAUAUAGAUGUGUUAUUAAUAUUACUUGAUUGCCCUUAAUGAAACAUGCAGUGUUAAUAAAGAAAAUGGCAGCUAAAGUAAAAAAGACAAUAUGAUCAUGCUUUAAUAGUAUAGAUGUAUAGGUUGGUACGUUGAUCGAAUGUCUUUGCGUUGAAUGGUUACUACCAAACAUAUAUAUGAACAACGCUAUUGUUCAGAAAGAAAAGGAACAACGCCAUAGAAGUAACCCUUUUUUCAAAAGAAAAAACAGCGCUAUAGAAGUAUUUAUGAAGAUGACAUAUUUGAGUUAUUUCUGAAUUGCAUCAAAUCAAAGCUUAUUGUUGCAUAAAACACAAAAGGCCAAAAACACAUGCAACUGUUUUGUUAGAUAUCGGCAGCGUGGGCAGGCCCCUUUCAAUAUAGUAUGCCCCAUAGAUUUGAUAGUGAUUUUUUUGUUUGGUUCCUCGAUAAGCUAGUUUCUAAUAAGGGAAAUUCGAAUGAGUUUUAUUUGUAGUUCAUUGACUUCAUGUCUAUUGAAGGGUCCCAACUUAUAAAAAUAAUGUUAAACUAUAUGCAAAAGAAACAAAACAAAUAAUGAGAUAUAUAUAAGCGCAUCAUUGCUUUUUUUUUUUUAAUUUUGUUGCAAAGUUUCCUUUUUCUGUUUGUCACUAAUUUCUUAUUUUUUCUGGUUUGUUACAUAAAGAAGUCUCCUUUCUUUUGGUUUUAAAGAACGAAUUUUAUUAAUAUAAGCUUUGUAGUUUCUCUCUCCUCUUUUAAAGACAUUCUUAUCUCUAAUCUUGUAAUGUUGGAUUUAAUUUGGGGUAAUUUUGUAAGAGUUUAGCUUUGAUCCAUUUGUAUCAAUAUUAGCCCAUGGGCUUUUUAAUAAAAAUGUUGAAAAAAAAGAUUUCAUUUUCAUUUUUUUUUAUGUUUAGCCGUUUAGGUGUUUAGGUCGGCGACAUUAAUUUCAGGUGAAAGGGAAUAAUUUUAAAUUUACUUUUAUUUUUGAGAUUCAAAAUUCUGAGGUUUACGAAAUGGGCCUUUUGUCUUGGCCCAUCGGCUUUUGAAAAGAUAUAAAUUUCAAAUUAAGGGAACUAAAUGAAAUCGCUAGAUAAUUAGCCGUUUGAAAGAGGAUCUUCGUUUCGAUUUGUGUUCUCCGUCUUCCUCCCCUAUCUCUUCUGCGAAAGAUUUGCCCAUGGCCCGAGGAGGAUGCAGACUCCGAUCAUUGUAAAAAAUCAGGUACAGUCUUCUACUUGUUUCUCACUGACUGUUACCUACGCGGAUAUGAUUAAAUUAUUUUGUUCAUCAAUUGUUGUUUCCGUAAGUUUUUUUUUUUUUUUUUUGGUUUGUACGAAAGCGCCUACAGUGUUGAUCACGAAGAACGCAUCUAGAAAUCUUCGCUUCGUUUUGUGGCUUCUUAUUUUGAAUCCAUUUUUUUUGUUUUUCGAUCUGUCUUUUGUCUUAAGUUUUCAGAACAUAAUCGCAAUUUUAUCGAUCGUUUCUUCAAUCGAAUAUAUGAAUCCAUGGAUCAUGCUUCUUCUUUUUUUUUUUGUAGGAAGGAAGAUACAGAGUUUGAUCACAAGCGAAGCUUAUAGUAAUCAUUCACGGAACUAUUGAGUAAUCAAGCCCAAGUAUGUUAUUUUUCUUCUAUAGUUUGAUCUUCAAACAAGUUCACGAAUACUUUUUAUUAGACGUGUUUGCGUUUUUUUCACCUUUGACGCAUAACUUGUCACUAUUACGAACUAGAAGUCAUAGAGAUUCAUGAUUCUUCUUAGCUUUUGCAUAACUAGUUGCGAUUGGUAGCAUUUUCAUCACAUGAAAGACACUGUGUUGUACUUGCAUCGUUUUCUCUUUACUGAUCAUAUAUUCUUUCGAUUAAUCUGACAUGUAAAAGUGGAAAACUAGCAGAUCAGAUCAGGUAUAACUAUCGUAUCACGUCUUUGAAUAAGUAUCCAGUUGGAGCAAUCGAGUUAAAACCAGACAAAGGUUAAGAGUUAAUAAGUGUGUCUCUAUUGGAGAAUGUGCAGUCCAAAUAUUAUCAGACUUUUGAGAUUUAUGAGACUUUACUUGAAGAUACGUUUACUGUCUGUGGAGUUGUUCUGAUUGUGAUUUUACACUUCUGAGUUCCUAUGUUUCUGCAUCUAAUUCCAUCUAAUGCAGAAAUAACAUAUAAAAAAGAUAGAAGGAUGCAAAAGGAUUGUAAAAACCUUUGAUGUCUAUCCAUUUGGGUACAGUUUCCGAGAUUGGCCACUCAGACUAAGCUGGUGACAGAGAGCGAGAACUGUUGGAGAGCACUGGCUUGGAACCCCGCACUAAAUAUCUGCAAACCAUUGCAAUGCAGGUGACUCGCCAGUGGAAUUAUACAAUGCAUGAGAGACAGCCAGCCUCGUAACAUUUUGUAAGUUUUAAUCCUUAACUCUUCUUAGUGAUUUCUUCUGUUUAGACAACCUCAUAUUUUCUUCUUAUAGAGUAUUACGUUAAUAACCCAUGCAAUCAUGUGAAGCUAUCAUGAAAUUUAGAAACCAAAUUCUAUAAGGUAGAUGGACUUCCUUUGAAAAUACAACUCUUCACGCAAAGUUGCCAAUUUAAUAGAAAACUUCUAGAGUGUCAUCUUCUUGUUUCUGAAUAAAUCAUUCUGUCAGGUAUAAGAAUUUAUCUCACUAUACCUCAGUUCAUUUCUUUUAAUGUCAGUAUGAUGUAGCAUUUGCGCCUUAAAUCCCGGAAGCAAGAAACUAAUCUGUAGAAAAGGGCUUGAUUACGAUUUGUAAGCUUUUGAUGUGUUCUCAGAUCAGAAGCACAUACUGUAUGCGCUUAUUUGCAGAAUCAUUGCGAAUGGAGCUCUAAAAUGUCUCUGAGAUAACAUCUGGAAUUACAUUUUCAAGUUUCUUUUAGUUUCAUUGAGUCUCAUGUAUUUGCACUUAGCCACUAUACUGAGUAUCUUUCAGACACCGUUUUGCCUAUUUCAGGUCCAUCGCAAAUGUUGGGCUAAGAGAAAACCUCUAGAGUGUCAUCUUCUUGUUUCUGAAUCAAAUCCUUCUUUCAGGUAUAAUAAUGUUUCUGAAUGUUCCCUUCUUUUUUAUUAUUGUUUGUCGUUUGAUUUUUCUUUGAAGAAUCUCCUUUUUUGGUCUCCUGUUAGAUUUAUAAUUAGAAAAUGCUCUUCCAUUAAGUGUUUCGAAGUGAGGAAAAGGCUUUACGGCCAUCAGCACGAUGCUCAACGCAGUGACCCCAUUUUUAACAUUGCUCAGUUGAAAGAAGCUUCAGAGGAAAACAAAACAGAUUCAGGUGAAUAGCAUCCCCUAUGUUUGUUAAAGGCAUCACGGAGUCUCUCUGUGUCAUCCAGUUUCCCAUUUUCUUGUCUACUCAACAUAUGCAAUGUCGUAUCUCUCAUACAUUGUUUUGCUUAUUUAAGGUCUAUCACAAAUGGCUAAGAUUCUCGUUCAUGAAGUUCAACAUUCUGUCAGUUAUGUGUCUUCCCUAUUCUUAUUAUGCUUAGUCGUUUGACUUUUCCCUAUUCUGUCAGUUGCAUUCUCCUUCUUUCUCCUGCAGUAGUAAAAUUAAGAUAUUGUUAUGUUCUCAAAUCAGAAACAUGUACAUAAUGUAGCACCUUUCAGAGACCGUUCUUCCGUUGAUGUCAAGUCCAUCGCAAAUGGAGCUCUGAAAAUUUCUGAGAGACAGCCUUUAGAGUGUCGCCUAGUUUCUGCAGCUUUUAAUCCUUCUGCCAGAUAUGUUGCCUUCCUCUUUUAAAUAGACUUUGUUUAAUGAAAUUACAUUCUCAAUAUUUCUUCUGUUCUCUAUGUGAAUCAAAGUUUUAAUUUACUUCUGAUGCUUUAGGUAUGACAUCACUUUAGAAGGCUAUAUUACUCGGCUGGAGACGUCAGACAUGAAAACUGAGCAAUGACCGUUUUGCUGAUUAGCACCUUUUUAUAACAUAUUGACCACUCAGACUAAGCUGGUGACAGAGAGCGAGAACUGUUGGAGAGCACUGGCUUGGAACACCACACCAAAUAUCUGCAACCCACUGGUAAAUUUUUAUCUAGUCAAAUAUUUUAUAUACCUUAAAUUAAUGAGUCCUUUUUGUGCAUGUUAGUGCAUCAUUAAGAACUGAAGUCAAUAGCUCUAGUCUUCGGUUACAGAGAAUAAUAUUGAAAGUUUUCAGCCUUUUAUAUGUUCUCUAAUCGCUUAUGUGGAGGUCAGUCGCAAAUAGAAUUCUACAAUGUAUGAGAGAAAACCUCUAGGUAUUUAUGCUCAAUAUUUUCUUUUGUUUAUGCCUUUAAUAAUAGCACGUUUGAAAGUAAUUUUGUUUGAAGCAUAUAACAAAGCAGUUCAAAACGCUGUUUAUGCCUACUAAAUCUUUAAAAUAAUUCAGGCUUUUGUGGUGAUUUUAUUGUGCAUUGAUAGAAUAAACUACCCACUUAUCUUAACGCCACUAUGUAAAGAAGCUGAAGAUGCAUCUUCCGAUUGCUAUGUAAGUAAUCCAUCUUGCCCUCCGUUAACUUUUAAAGCACUGAGAAAGCAACAUAUAUUAAUAUGUAGGUUUUUUCUUCUUCUUAUAUAGUAGCACGUGUUAAUCUAUGUGAUAGUGAAACAUACUCAGAAACUAGUUGGAGAAAUCAAGAUUCUUUUAAAGUAAUCAAUUUUAUAGUUUAUUGAAACUGCCAAUGUGAGAAUUCACUUCAAAUUUAGUGAUCUUUUUAUUGUGAAAUUUCAGUUUAGUGAUGUGUGUGUCUGCUUUCUCUUUCGUCUUAGGUAGUGGUAAUGGUGAUCUCAUUUGCCUAAACUUCCAUAACAAUAAUGUGUGCUUAUCAAGAGUAGCAUAAAAUUAAAAUUCCUCUGAGUUUCAGCACAUGUAGCAAUCAUUAGGUAUGCUAUAUUGGGUUCAGGGUUCAGUAUCUAUGGUUUGUUGUUGAAGAUGUUCACGGAAUAGCAUGAACCUUUGGUAUAUCUAUUUGAUCAGCAAACUUAUGCUAUAUUGGGUUUAGUUUACAAGGUAAAUUAAUUAUUUACUCAGAAUCUAUUUGGAAUUUUGGGGGGUUUCUUCUGUUGCGAGAUAUUAUUUCGUGGGUAUAUUCAUAUGUUUUCUGUUUUACCUUCUAGUGCUGAAAAACAGCACAGAGAAGAACCAGGAACUGGAGCAAGAACAGAUUUUUUGGAAGAACAUGAAAGAUUUUGAAAUUUGCAAGCAAUGCAGGUCACUCGCCAGUGGAAUUAUACAAUGCAUGAGAGACAACCUCAUCUUACAGUUCUGUAAGUUUUAAUCCUUCUUAGUGAUUUUCUUUUAUUUAUUCUUACCAAGGAAGAUACGACCACAAAACGAAGCUUCUAGUAAUAAUUCAUGGAACUUUUGAGUAAUUAAGCCCAGGUAUGUUCCCUUCAAUCCUUUUCUUCUGCUUAUUCUUUUGUUUUUGCUUCUAUAGUUUGAUCUUCAGACGUGUUUUCAUCUAGUUCAUCUUUGACGCAUAACUUGUGAGUAUUUCGAACUAGAAUUCAGAGAUUCAUUCUAACUUGCUUUGCUUUUGCACAACUAGUUGGGAUGGCCGAAAAAUGGGAAACAUUACGUGUUUACUCAGUUAUAUUGAAGAUAAGUUUAUAAGCUACCACUUAGCCACUCAUGAAGGAGAUAACUAUAUAAUUCGAUCAAACCUAGAAAACAACAUACUGUAUAGUGUACACGUUUUGUCUAUUUCAGGUCCAUCGAAAAGGGAGCUCUAAAGUGUCUGGAAUAAAUCUCUGGAAUUUUAUCUUCAGGUUUCUUGAAAUUUCAGUGAGUCCCAUGUAUUUGCGCUAAGCCUCUACAUUAUAGUAUCUCUCAGAUGGAGCUCACAAAUUGCUAAGAAAAACCUCUAUGUCAUCUUCUUGUUUCUGAAUCAAAUCCUUCUGUGGAGUUUCUGAACGUUCCUAUUUUUUAUUAUUGUUUGUCGUUUAAUUUUGCUCUUAUAGUUCGAAGUUACAUUCUCCAUUUUGUGGAAAAUGCUUUUCCUGCAAGUUUAUAGAAGUGGCUGAAUGCUCUUCCUGUAAGUGUCAAGAACUCGACGCUGUUUUGCACUUCCUAUUGAACGUUUUCUGAAGAAGCGGGUUGAAGGAAGCCUGAGAGAAAAACAAAACAGAGUCUCUUUGCCUGUUUAAGGUUCAUCGCAAAUGAUUUUGGUAAGGUAUGUGUCUUCCCUGUUUCUACUAUUCUUAGUCGUGUGAUUUUAUCUUGUAGUUUCAAGUUGUAUUCUCCUCUUUUCUUCUGCAUUAGUAAAAUUUAAACUUUUGUUAUGUUCUAAAAUCAGAAACACGUCUAUAAUUCCGUACCGUUCAGGGACCUUUAAACAUGACUGAGAGACAACCUUUAGAAUGUCGUCUUCUUUAUAUUCUUUUUUGCUCUUAAAGUUUGGAGUCAACAUAACUUCAUGCAUCAUGGACUCAUGCAUAUAAGACCACCUAUUCGUUAAUAUCUAUUGCUUACAUGCUUGCGUUCAGGCAUACAAUCCCUAUAAAUGCAUAGGCAUCCUUGCAUAUAUAAUAUAUUCUUUGUCCAUUUCUUCCUUCAUCACUUCGUUGCUUACAUGCGUAACCUGUUUACUUGCUUCCUUUGCUUACUUCCUUGCUUGUUUUUUUUUCUCUCAACUUGUUUUCUUGCUUCCUUCCUGUGUUACCUAAUUGCUCGCUUCUCAGAUUUCUCUGUUGAGUUCAGUUUUUUUUUCUGUUUAGUUCAUUGAUUAUUUGCUACUUGAUUUUGUAAGUGUUCUCACUUACUCGCACGCUAACUAGCUGUUCUUUAAAAUCAUCAUUGACCAAUAUAUUUAUUGCAAGAUCUAUAUUACAUUAGUUUUAGUUCAUUUAUUUAUUAAUUUUGUCCUUAAUUACUUGCUUUCUUAAUUCUUUACUGGUUCGUUUUCUUGCCUGCUUUGUUAGUUGCUAGCUCUCUUAAUUACUUGCUUUCUUGAUUUGUUGCUAACUUCUUUGCUUCAUUCCUUGAUUCUCUGCGUGCUUGUGUUUCUUUCUAAUUUUAUUUAUUUCUUGCUUGCUUCCUUGUUUUUCUUAGCUUCAUGCUACUUUUAUCAUUUUCUUACUUACCUUCCUUACCUACUAGACCUUUUUAACUUCUUUAUUUCCUUACUUUGAACUAACCCUCUAGCUUAAUAUAUUUAGAUACUUCUCGGUUACUCGUUGAGAGUAGCACAGGUGGAGACUCUUGAGCGUCUAUCAAGGAAACUAAAGUACUAGUUCAUCAACAAUGCCUCCACAUGGAUCAUCUCUUUUGUGAAGGCCUAUGAUGAUCAUUCUUUUUCCGUUACUUCUUCAUUCUGAUCUCGUUUGUAUCUAAAUAUUUUAUUUGACUGUUUUAAUUAUUCAGGGUCUGAGAUCAGGCGUUUACUCUCUCUGCUACCAUGAAACAGGUCCAUCUUUUUCAUGCAUGUCUCAUACCAUCUGUCGUCUUUUUUAUGUAUGACUCAUACCAGCAACUCUUUGACAAAUAUUUUUCGUCAGAUGUGAUGUGUUAUCUUGUGCAUGUUAUGAAAUGGAAGUCAGAGAUUCAUGCUUACUUCCUUAGAUUUUGCAGAACAAGUUCAGGAUAUGAAUCUUCAACCAAAAGUAGUUCGGAUGGCAGAAAUGGAAGAAUUACGUGUUGAGGUCAAAGGCGAGAGUCUGUUCACUUUCAGAUAAGUUCGCUGCCUGUGGAGUAGCUCUUUGACGAUGAUUUUGUAUUGUAAGUUUUUGAUGUGUUCUCAAAUCAGAAGUACAUACUUUAUACGCUUAUUUGCAGAAUUAUAGCAAUCGGAGCUCUAAAAUGUGUGUGAGACAAUCUCUGGAAUUCCUUUGAGUCCCAUCGCAAAAGCUCUAAAUGGCUACGAGAAAACAACUAGCCUGACAUCUUCUUAUUUCUGAAUCAAAUCCGUAUGUCAGAUUUAUAAUUAGGAAAUGCUCUUCCUGUAAGUGUUUCGAAGUGGCGGAAGGGAUUUACGACCGUCUUUAAGUUUACUCAGUUGAAUGAAGCCUCAGAGGAAAACAAAACAGAUUCAGGUCCAUCACAAAUGGCUAAGAUUUUUGUUCAUGAAGUAACAUUCUGUCAGAGACCGUUCUGUUGAUAUCAAGUGCAUCGCAAAUGGAGCUCUAAAAUUUCCGAGAGACAUCGUCUACUAGUUUCUACAGCUUAAUCCUACUUCUGCCAGAAAUUACAUUCUCAGUAUGACAUCACUUUAGAAGGCUAUAUUACUCGGCUGGAGACGGUCAGACAUGUGGAGCUUGAGAUUGGCUACUCGGAUUAAGCUGGUGACAGAGAGCGAGAACUUUUUGAGAAAACUGGCUUGGAACCCCGCACUAACUAUCUGCAAACCAUUGGCAAUCAAUGCAGGUCACUCGCCAGUGGAAUUAUAUAAUGCAUUAAAAUUUAAGCUUUUGUUACGUUCUCAAAUCAGAAACACGUACAUAAUGUCGUACUUCCAAUAGACCGUUAUGUAUGGAGCUCUAAAAAUUUCUGAGAAACAGCCUUUGGAGUGUCGUGUUCUAGUUUCUAAAGAUUAAUCUUUAUGCCAGAUAUGUUGUCUUUGCUCUUUUUGAUAUGCUUUGUAGAAUGAAAUACAUUCUCACUAUUUCUUCAGCACAUGCAAAUUUCGUUCUCUAUGUGAGACGUUACCUUUGGAAACUCCAUAACAAUUUAUAAUUUGUUUUUGAUGCUUUAGGUAUGGCAUCACUUUAGAAGGCUUUAUUACUCAGCUGGGGAUGUCAGACGUGUGAAGCUUGAGGUUAGAACAUGGCAAAAGAAAGAUCCAGUCGUGGAAGCAGUGAUGAAAUAUGUCAUCUUAUUAGCGCUCAGUAUGUUACUCUGAAAACAGGAGCAAGAAAAAGAAACAGGGCCUUCCUUUAUCGAUGGUAACCUCAUACAUCAUGGAUUCUUCAUGCAUAUAAGACCACCUAUCCAUUAAUGCUUACUUGCUUAUUCUGUUUACUUCAUUGCUUGCUUUUUUCUCAACUUGUUUUCUUGCUUCCUUGAUUACUCCCUUAGAUGCUUUACUUGCUUGCUUCUUUGUCUUUUGGUUCUUCUGUUUAGUGCAUUGUCUGUUUCUCUGACUUAUUGAGUUCAGUUUUUAUUCUCUGUUUCUUUGAUAUUUCUGUUUAGUUCAUUGAUUAUUUGCUACUUGACUUUGUUAGUGUGCUCACUUACUCGCACACUACUAGCUGUCUAACAUGAUUUUUAAGAAUCAUCAUCCAAUAAAUUUAAUUUACUAUUUAUUACAUAACUUGCUUUUUUGAUUCUUUACUGGUUUGCUUUUUCUUCGUUAUUUUCUUUCUUUGGUUCGUUAGUUACUAGCUCCCUUAAUUAUUUGCUUUCUUGAUUUGUUGCUUACUUUUUUUCGCUUGUUCCUUGAUUCUCUGCAUGUUGUCUUCUUUCUUAUUUAUUCCUUGCUUGCUUUCUUGUUUCUUUGAUUUCCCGCUUACUUGCUGCAUUGAGUUGUUUACUUUAUUACUUGCUUCCUUUUCUUCUUUGCUUUCUUAAAUACUUGAUUCCUUCCUAGCUUAAUGAUUAUUUUAUCAUUUUCUUAGUUUCUUCAUCGCUUAUUUAACUUCCUUACCUUCUGGGCUUGUUUAACUUUCUUUGCUUAAUAUCUUUAGAUACUUUUCGGUUACUAUUUGAAUGUUGUACAGGUGGAGACUCUCUAGCGUCUAUCCAGGAAACUAAAGUCCUAGUUCAUCAACAAUGCCUCCACAUGGAUCAUUCUCUUUUGUUAAGGCCUAUGAUCAUUAUGUUUUUGUUACUGCUUCAUUCUGAUCUUGUUUGUAUCUAAAUAUUUCAUUCUGACUGUUUUAAUUUUUCAGGGUCUGAGAUCAGACAUUUACUUGCAAUGCAACCAGUCACUGAACCAGGAACCUUAUGAGUUCUCUGGCACCAUGAAACAGGUUUUGCAGAACAAGUUCAGUAUAAGAAUCUCCAACAAAACUAGUUUGGAUGGCAGAAUAUUUGACGAACUACGUGUUGAGUUAAUUACAAAGAAAAUAAUUAUAAAAGGUAUCACUUAACAGUGUUUCAAAAAAAAAAAAAAAAAAAAGGUAUCACUUAACCAUUCGUGAAAGACGUUGUGUUGUACUUGUAUUGUUUCCUCAUUAAUGAUCACCUAUUCUUUUGAUUAAUCUAACAGUUUUAGUGAAAAUAAGUAAGAUCAGAUCAGGUAUUCCGGUCAUAAGAACGUUUUGAAUAAAUAUAUGUAUUAUUGGAGCAAUCGAAUGACGCCAGACAAAUGUUAAAGAGAUGUAUAUGUUUUUGUAAUGCAUUUCAGGUCAAGAGCGACAAUCAGUUCACUUCACAGUAGUUGUCGUGAUCCCAUUUGGCAUUAGCCCUGAAUUUGAAGAUAAGUUCACUGCAUGUGGAGUUGAUCUUUGAGAUGAUUUUGUAUUGUAAGCUUUUGAUGUGUUCUCAAUAUCAAAAUCACAUAAUGUAUAUGCUUAUUGGCAGAUCCAUCACCAGUGGAGCUCUAAAUGUCUGUGAGAUAACAUCUUCAAGUUUCUUGAAGUUAAGUCUGUGUCCCAUGUAUCUGUCUUCAAUCUUUUCUUCUGCUUUUGAUUUUAUAGUUAUAAAUUUCGAGCUUUUGGCAUGUUCUCAAGUCUGAUCCACAUAUACAUCAUCGUAUCUCUAAGAUUUCGUUUUGUCUAUUUCAGGUCCAUCGCAAGUGGAGCUCAAAUAUGGCUAAGAUACAACCACGAUACCGUGUCAUCUUCUUGUUUCUAAAUCAAAUCCUUCUGUCGAGUUAACAACAUGGAAAAAUAAAAACCCAGUUGUGGCAGGUUUGCACCUUUUGUCCUUAACAGGUCUUAAUGUCCAAGUUACUAUACCAAUCAAAUAUGGUAUAUGGCCUAACAUUCAAAACCUGUCUCUUAGACUAUGGUGGCUUGGAACUCCGCCUUAAGCCUCUGCAAACCACUAGUCCUUUAAGAACAGCAGUCCAUAGUCUGGAGAAAAAAGGCAUAAACGGUUACAGAGAAAGGCACAAACUUAUGGAAAAGAUAUAAUCACGAAUGAAGCUUUCUAGACAUCAUUAAGGCCAGGGAACUACAGAGUAAUCCUACCAAACUUUGUAAGUAUGUUCAAUCAUUUUCUUUUGGUCUUUUGAUUUUGCUUGUAUAGUUUGAUGUUCUCUCUGUUUCCUCUGCAGCAACAGAUUCCAUAGUCUGAUGUGAUGUAUCUCAGAGAAUGUUAUAUAUAGGUUCUUCUCAAUCACUUAAAUUUUCAUUCACACAUACAUACAUGUGUGCAUACAUGUGUGCAUUCGGACAUAUUGCUUUCUUGAUUCUUUACUGGUAUGCUUUCUUACUUUCUUUGUUAUUUUUAUUUUUAUUUUUAUUUCUUUUCUUCGUUAUUAUCUCUCUUUGCUUUGUUUCAACUGUUCCUUAGUUCCCUGCGUGCUUGUUUUCUUUCUUAUUUGUUUCUUGAUUCCUUGCUUUAUUGUGUUCCUUUUUUGCUUCCUUCCUUGUUUUUCUUUGAUUUCGUGGUUCCUUGCUGUAUUUACUUUGUUACUUGAUUUACUGGUUUCUUGCUGUAUUUACUCGUUGUUUACUUUCUUACUGCUUCUUUGUUCAUUGAUUUCCUAAAUACUUGAUUCCUUACUAGCUUCCUGCUUUUAUCAUUUUCGUACUUGCUUCCUUUGUUUACUUGGUUAUCUUACCUACUGGACUGCUUUAACUUUCUUACUCAGAACUAACCAUAUCUUUAUAUAGUUCUCGGUUACUGUUUGAAAAUAGCAUAGAUGGAGGGUAUAGAUGGAGACUCUUGAUCACUAAGGAAAGUCUCGUUAAUGAACAUCGCUUCCACAUGGAUCAUCCCUUUUGUGAUGAUCAUUCUGUUUUUGUUAUUUCUUCAUGCUGAUCUCGUUUGUAUCUAAAUUCUUUUAUAUGUCCGUGCUAAUUAUACAAGAGGGUUAGAUCCUGCCAUUUACUAGCAACCGAGUCUCUGACACCAUGAAACAAGUUCCUUUUUCAAGUACGUAUUUGCCAAAUAUUUUUCAUUAGACAUGUUUGCAUGUAGUCCAUCUUUGAUACCUAACUUGUGACUAUUACUAACUAGCGGUUGGAGAUUCAUGCUUACUUUCUUAGCUGUUGCAGAACUAAUUUGGAUGCCAGAAAAUUGGAAGAAUUACGUGUGUUCUUUCAAUUACGAAGAAAUAAGUAUAUAAGCGUUUACGGAUGUACUUGACUUGUUCAUCGAGUCUCGCCACUGUAUCGUUGAGUUCAUCCGCUGCUCUGGAUCUUCGCAUCGUAGCUCCGAUUGUCCUUGCCUUGCCAUCUUCGAUCGAUGAUCGACUUAGCUCACUGCACCAAAUGAUAGGAAUCAAAUUGUGUUUGUAUAUGAAAUUUGAAUACGAGUACUGUAUACCUUCUCUUUACAAACAAAUCUCGUAGUAGAGCCUAAGACUGGAGUUACACUCUAAUCUUUUUCUAUCCACUCGAUAAAAACCCCACCCUCAACAGUACUUGAUUCAUCUUAUUUAUACUAGCAAGCUGGCCUAACUGCCUAAAAAAAUUGUAUAACGGCAUAAACAACUGGCCCCCACAUUCAAACUAACUUUCCCGCGUCUCUAUUCACAGAGCCAGUCCUAAUUAUUAUGUGGCUAGAAGCCAAUUAAAAAAAUGUGGCUGAUGUCCCUCGAACCCGCAACCUGAAACACUAACAACACUAGACAAACCGCUGAGAUACUAAGAACGUUAUGUCCAGAUGUGGCCGGUUAGAGUGAUAAUAUUUGGUGGCCGGAAGCACCAGCUUCAUUGGCUUCCCUCCAAGACCGGCUCUGUCUAUUCAGCUCCCUCCGCAUCAUCAGCUAUCUCUUCCUCAAACACUGCACUUCCAGACACUGAAGCUCCUUUUCCUUAUUUAUUCUUUAGUCUCUGCCUCACACAAUGCUUCCAAGGCCUAUCAGAACCACAGCGUUUAUUAACCUCACAUUAGAACAGAGAGUAUCAUCUUGCAUCAUCUUCUACUUGAUCUUCCAACGAUGCCACACAAAUGAAGCAUUUUGAUCAGUCUCAUGUGUAAUACAACAGCUUGUCUUUCGAUCCUCAAAUAAUUAUUGAAUGGAAUGUGAUCCACAAAAUGAGCAGAUCUGUCCCCGACCUCAAUGAAAUCUUGGUAGAAUACCCAUGUGGUUUUAUUUCGACGAUGCUCUUUCCAUUGAACAGGAAAAUGGGUUGAUAGAUAAAGGAUCGAAGACGAGGUGAACAUAGGUCUAGAAGAUAAUCCACAAAGGAUCGAAGAUGAGGUGAACACAGGUUUAGAAGAUAAUCUAAAAGGGAAGAUAUAUCAUCUCGAAGAUGUUGGAUUCGUGCAAUGAAGGUGGUGAUAGAGAAAAGAGACUUGAGGAAGAAGAUAAAGAUGACUUCUUAUUAAUAUCUCAAAAUAGCAAAAAGGCGUACGUAAACGGUUUGUGAACCGGUUUAUUUCUACUAAACCAAAAUACACACAUAAAAUCUCUAAACCGGAAUUAACCAUAAUUCAUGUCACAAGGAUCACAAAGCUUACAGAUAUUAACGGAAUAGUGUAGACUCUGCGGAUAAGAAAAAGAGGCUUUCUUUAUGUGGCUCAUAAAUCAUAACUGCAUAGAGAACUUCCAUCUUUUUUUUUUGUCAGCAACAUAAACGGAAUAGUGUAGACUCUGCGGAUCUAAAAUAGUAGCUCCACAUCUAUAUGGCUACCAAAAGACAGUUGCUUCCUUGCACUGUGUGCAAGACUGUCUGCGUUUGAAUUAUGCGUCCGUAGUAUAUGAAUGAGCUCUGAGCUGUUGAAAUUUCUCUUGAAAACUUUUAUGUCUUUUAAGUAACUUCCAAAGGUUAACCAUUUUUCUGAUUCCGAAACAAUUUUCACCAACUGAGAACAAUCCAUUGCAAAUGUAACAGUGAACUGUGUUAGACUCGUCAUACACUUUCAUCGGUUAGAAUCCAUCAAAGUUUCUAAAAUAUAAUAAAAUAAAAGUAUUAGUAAUAUAAUCAUUCAUUUAUAUUUCAUUUUUUAAAACCAUAUAAAGGAUUUAUUUUCCCUAAUAGAAUGACACUUGUCCCUUAAAUUUGUAGACAAUUUCUUAAAAGAUUUUAAUUAAGAACUAGAUUUUGACCCGCCUUUAAAAGAGCGGGUCUAUUUUUUAUUUUACAUUUUUUUAGAAAUUUAAUUUUUAUAUUUAUGAUUUUUAAACAUAUUUGUGUUUUUUUUUGUAUAAUAUUUUUGUUAAAUGAUUAAAAAGAGAUUUUAAUAAUUGUAUUAAAAUAGUUAGACCACACCUAUAUCAAUAGGUCAUGUUGCUAUUUUAAUAGAAUAGAUUUUUGCUCUUUUUUUUAAUUUGUUAUUUUUUUAAAUGAUUAGAACUUCCUGAUAUUACUGUUGCAGAAAAGACGAGUAAAUAGAUAAGGAUACACAAUUUUCAAGUGGAGAGGAAGAGUAAAGAUAUUGUUGGGGUCAAAACCGGUCACGACGGAAUCAAUGCCUGAAAGUUCCCGGAAAACCAAUUCUCGAUCGAUCAUUGAAAAUUAGAUAUUCCAGAAAACGGUUAAUCAAGUAAAAGACAGUUUUUCGCGGAUGCGAACCGAAGAACGUCGAGAAGAGUAUCAGUCUGGAUGAGGUCUCAAUCGUAAGCAAGACCGACCACCUCGCCCUAGGGCGAGGACCGUCUCAACACGGGUCACCUUGCCCACGACCCACACCGAGGUCACCUCGCCCAUGGGCGAGGACGAUCCGCGCCGAGGUCACCUCGCCCAUGGGCGAGAACGACCCACACCGACGUCACCUCGCCCAUGGGCGAGGACGACCCGCGCCAAAACCGUGCAUCCUCGUCUAAGUUCCUGUAACACAAUCCUCGGGCCCUUGGACACAAUAUCCAUGUCUCGUCUCACUUAGGAUUAUCAAAGAAAGACUUCGGGAAAAGUUAUAAAAACUUGGUCGUCGAAACGGAUUUCUGCCUGCUGUAUAAAACAGCUAUGGUUAGCUUGAACACCAGUUGCCUUAACUAUACGGGAAAUUGGAAUCCUUUUGGAAAAACCAACGGCUGUUUUCUAGGAAAAAUCGUAAAAACAUCUAAGCCCCAAAAAGGCCCAAAAGGGGCCUGAACUGCAGCUAAACGGCCCACUUACGAUUUUAGAACAGGAUUGAGCCCAAGACUGAUAUGACGGUCUAUUUUUUAUUUCGCAGGAAAAGAUAUAUGUCAAGUUUCCGAAGAAAAUCAUGAAGGGUGACGAAAAAUGGAAAAGCCCAUCUCGCGACGAAUCCGGCUCAGGAAAAGGUGCAAACCGACCUAGAGAGAGUAUAUAAGGAGGGCUUAAGGCGAGGAGCAAGAGGGAGCUUUCUGAGAGCAAACUUAAUACUUAGAGCAAUUUAGGCAUUUUUUCGUUUUUACUAUCGAGCUGCGACUCGACUAGGUUAGAACUUAGGUGGCUAGACUAGUGAACGUACCGACAGCUCUCUGGACUAGGAUCUUACCUGUUGUUCACGCUCAAACGCGCAUUCAGAAAUAAGACCUCUUUGUUCUCUUUUCCCUCUUUUAUGAUUAUUACUUUUGACUAUUUCAUAUUGAUUGUGUUGUGCGUGGCCCAGCAGAUAACCGGGACCUUCAGGGAAGGCUAGAUUAGCUUGGCUUUCCUCCGAUUAACAAAUCUCGAUGGUGUCAAUUCCAGUUCCCACAGUUUAGCGCUAGAAGGAGGGGGUACGGAUCUAUCUCUCACGCAACCGGGCACGCUCAGUCAGGUAUGACGAUCGACGCUGCAAAGACAAGAAAACGCACGACGGGACUUCCGUCAAUGCCAACGCUGACAGAACUCCAGCUGGAAACGUAUCCAUGGUCACUACAAACGCCGUGAUACUGGACCAGAAGAAAGAAAUGUUCGCCUUCGCUCAGAAAAAGUCGAAUGAACAAGGAAAGCUCGUGGCCUCUCUCGCAAACCAGGUGGAAACCUUAACGGCAAAGGCCAAGCGUAAAAAUCCGCGCGGGGCCACAAGAGCCCGCAGCGGCAGAAGACUCGAUUUCGAGACUCCGAGCGAUCGGGCCACACAGGCAGACAAGGAUUCUUCAGGUCAGAACCCUGACGAAACAGUCCCGCCAGGUGCACAACUGACCGCAGAGAAUCUUCCACCUCCCGCCGGGAGCAACGAAGGAGGCAAUAUCGAGCGGAUCGAUCUGGACAUAAGCGACCAUUCCGAUCACUCGGACGGAGGUGCCGACGUCCAUCCGAGAAGAACGCGAAGCCAGUCCGCUCGGCAGGAUCCGUCAUUCGAAAAGCCCAUGACAGAGGAAGAAGAAAACCUCUAUUGGGUAGAGCAGGAAGAACUGGCCGAGAAUCAAGCUCGGAUCCACCGCAGCCAACGCCAACAGGCUCGCAAGGCUGCUAGAAAUCCUGAUGAGAUCCAUGAUCUCCGCGAGUACAUCGCAAAAACUGCGACAGAAGUCAAGGCGGUAAAGUCACAGAUUCACCACGCGACAAGCGCUGCACCAGAAAUCGACAGACUUCUCGAGGAAGCGCGGAAAACUCUGUUCAGUGCCCGGAUCACGGAAACUAACAUCUCAGAUCCUGGGAAGAUCAAAAUUCCCGUCUAUGAUGGCACCACCGACCCGAAGGCGCAUAUGCAGUCUUUCCAGAUCGCGAUGGGAAGGUACAAGCUCAAGGAACGCGAACGAGACGCUGGCUACUGCCUCCUCUUCGUCGAAAACUUCAAAGGAGUCGCGCUCGAAUGGUUUUCUUGUCUGAAACGAAACUCCAUCGGAAGUUUUCGUCAGCUCGUGUUGUAGGCACAGGGGGGGUAACCCACGAAUUGGUAAAAAUGGUGGAACCAAGGUUUAAACCUGAAAACAAAGAGAACCAAUUUUUAUGAGUUUUUAGAGUUUUAUAAUGCAAACAGAAACAAAUAUGAAAACAAAUGAGAUGAUGAUGAUAAUGAUAAUAAAACAAGAUAAAUAAACAAAGGAUAGGAUGGAAUCAGGCUGCUGGAUGUGUAUCACUCUAAGCUUGAUCAAAUGAUGGCUUGAAGUGGAUUUGCGGAGGAAGGUUUGAUUGAAUCUCUCAAUCUGAUGGAAUGAUGGAUCGAAGUGAUUGACUCUCUCAAUAUGUGUACUGAGCUUGUUUGAUUUGCACAAACAAACUAGACUCACGAAAUCAAUAAGACAACAAAGAAUCUCUCUUUGAAUCCUAAAGACCGAUAUUUUAUACAAAGAACAACUUUGAUAAAACUGAAUAAACUUUCUAUUAACUUGGUGAUUAAGGGUGUCUCUUUACAAUGACUAUCUAAGAGCUUAUAUAAUGCUCUGGAAACUAAUUCUAACGUUCAUAAUAAGAAAAGAAAGGAAACAAAUCAAGCAAACUAACAAAAUC
Molecule: messenger RNA, 17448 nt
Organism: Brassica rapa (field mustard)
Lineage: Eukaryota; Viridiplantae; Streptophyta; Magnoliopsida; Brassicales; Brassicaceae
Source: RefSeq, a predicted model, not a curated record